GGAACAGUAAGACUUUCUACCUGUAUUCCUAAAAUAUUUUUCGGAGUUGGUCACCCUUCAGUUAUAGUAAUUUAUGUACCUAGUCUAACAGAGAGCAUGGUGCUUAAAAGCAGUGCCAUAAGACUUGACGUCUGACAGUUUGUAUUUUGGAAUUUCAAAUUUGUAAAAUAAACGUUAAAACAAAAUCCACGCUAACUGAAAAAUCAAAAUAUUGUGAAUUGUGAUAAAUGCUACAAUAUGUCCGACAUUGAAGAAGAGAAUAUGGUGACAUUUCGUACUGGAAUUGGGGAAAUAUCUGUAGGUGGAUUUAGCAGACACUCAAAAAAUAUGUCAAUGAACAAUGUUGACAUCAAUUCCAAUCCCUACAAGCUGGAUCUUCCACAACACGAUGUCCGGAGCAUGUAUCGUGAACGAGCAAUAUCUCCAUUUUCUUUAAGAAGUGAUUUUGGACCUCCUAGGUUUCAUCCUGGACAAUAUGCGAGUUCUCAUAGAUCUGUUAUUAAUGGCAGGAGUAGAUCUCCAAUGUCAAUCCGUAGUGUGGAUUCAACAAGAAGUGUUAUUGACAUAACAAAUGCUCUUAAGUUUGAAUCUUUUAAUACGCAUGAAUUACAGGUUAUUAAAGAAAUAGUUUGCCGUAAAUUAAAACUUAAACUUAGAAGAAGGUAUGAAAAAAAUAGACAUAAAUCUAUGGUAUUGAAAAGUAACAGAAGUAAUAUGCUAAAACGCAUUAGAAGUUUAAAAUGUUCAGAUAGAGAUAGUAGUGAAUCGCCUAUAAGCAGCAAUGAAGAUGAUGAACACGGGUUACAUAAAAAUAUGACAGUUCUUACAAGACCACAUAUGAGUCAAGUAGACAAAUCUUUACUGAUGAAUUCAAUCAAUAAUGAAGAUAAAUACACAAACCAUACUAUUGCUCUUAAAAAAAAUGUAUUUUCAAUUAAGCAAAAAGCGUCCAACAAGUUUUCUGAAGUAGCCAAGCCAGACUCCACUCAAACAUGCAAUGAAGGGCGAACUUUAAAGGAUUAUUUUCCAAGUGAAUAUAUGUUUCCCUCUCAAAGGUUCAAGAAUACCACAAAAAGUGAAAAUAAUUCUAAUGAUAUACCAAGAUUAGUAGUAAGUCAAGAAAGUCUUAGCAGUGAAAAUGAAGAUAUAUUUUCUGACAGUGAAAAUAGGAAACGAUCUUUUGAUCAUCAAUUCAGUAACAAUGCAAAGAGAAUAAAACUUGCAAGUAAUGUUACAAAUUCUGAACUAAUUUAUUUAAAAGAUACAUUUAAAAAACCUUUAGUACCUAAACUUAAAGACAAUAGUAAUGCAAAAGAAAUUCUUAUUUCUAAGGCAGUACCACCUUCAAAACUGUUUAAUAACAUAAAUGAAGAUAUACAAAAUGAAAGUGAGGAAUCAAAAUUAGCUGAAGUGUCUAUGAAAUCUAGUUUUUCAAAGCGAAAGUUAUUCACACAAAAAGUAGAUUUUUUAAACUCUAAAGCAUUAUCUGAUACUGCUGGAGCAAGUCCCCAAACUAAAGUUGACAAUAAAGAACGGAAUAAAACUAGAAAAUUAGUAACAACACAGUCUUGUCUAAAUAGAAAUGUAUCUGACGAGGAAGACAAUGUUUUGGAUUUAAUUCACAAAAUAGUACCUGCUGAACAAAUAUAUGCAACAUCUAGUAAAACAAAUACUGUCCCAGAUGACAAAUAUGAUAGUGAUGUUAGUGGUACAUUCACUGAUGAAACACUCAAUGGCACAGUUUUUGAACAAACCAACAUUGACAUGGAUAAAAAUACUAAAUUGGUGAGCUCAUCGAAAGCAAAACAUUGUAGAGUCACAAGACAGAAUGUUCUUCCCCAGAAUUCAGGAUCUUCUAAGACUGUGUUUCAAAGAUCAAAUUAUAUGAAAACCUUCUGGGAAACUGAUAUAGAAAGUGAAAUGGAAUCUGAAAAUAUACCUAUCUGGAAAAUAUCACGACCCACUCGGAAUAAAGAUAACUUGAAAGAUGUCACCUUAUCAACUUUAAAUACAACCCACCAAGUAGGUAAAAAUAGAGCUAAAAUAUUAACUGUGCAAGAUUUAAAAAACAAAAUCGCCAAUUCUAAAAAAAGAUUGAAUACUGCCACCGAAAUUGAGCAGCUAUAUGACCAAGAACAAACUAUAAAAAAACUGAUUCCGAAAGUUGUAAUUGAAAACAUUAAUAAUCUAAGUCAGUUUGAACCUGACAAGCCUGGCAAAGAAAAGAAGAAAACUAUUGCUUCAAGUAAUAAAAAUAAGAAUCCGAAUACUCAAGAAGUUUCAAACAUUCAACAAAGUAAGAGGAUAAGAAGGCCUACAAAAAAAUAUUAUGAAUGUGAAGAUGCGACAACUAAAGCAAAAAAGAGUAAAACAAACGAAGGUAGCAAAAACUCAAAAGUUAAUUCAAAAGCCUCGGUUACAAAGAGCUCACUCGAUACUAGCGAUUUAAAUAUUUCAAGUAGGACGAAACCCAAACGAAAUAAAAGUGACGAAAGAAGAACAUCAAAAGAAAAUAGUAUUCAACGUAGUGACGAUAUUCUCAAUAUUUCAAUAAAAAGUUUAAGACCAAGAAAAAAUAAAAACUGCACGUUUUGAUAUAGUUACUAAACUAAGCUAUGCUAUUGAAAUCAACGCCGAGUUGUUAGAUGAAAUGCUCAAUCUCAAUACUCAAUCGACGAUAUAUGCUUCUUGCAAGGAGAUUUGUAAUCCCCGCAUUUUUUAAUUGUUCGAAGAUAAGUAUAAAAAUAGAAAUGCCAAACUAUAGAAUA
Molecule: messenger RNA, 2768 nt
Organism: Pieris brassicae (large cabbage white)
Lineage: Eukaryota; Metazoa; Arthropoda; Insecta; Lepidoptera; Pieridae
Exons: 5
Coding region: 238-2595 (785 amino acids)
Source: RefSeq, a predicted model, not a curated record